AUGAGGUUUAUAGCCCCGCAUCCUAUGAAGCAACCCUUGGAGCAGAGGGACAAAAGCAAGCAUUGCGCCUAUCAUCGAGAUUAUGGGCAUUCAACCAAUGAUUGCAGAUCCCUUAGGCGAAAAGUGGAAAAUAUGAUAGCUAGAGGUGAGUUGGCGGAUUAUCUCACGACAAAGGAGUAUGUGAAGCCCCGCGAGGUCUAUCCUUGGAAGGUAGAAGGUAAUCAAGUAAAGGUCAUUCAUGCAAUACAUGGUAGAUCUGAAGAUGAUCAAAAGUCUGAGGAGGUAUACAAAUCCAAAUUGAGGGCAGCCCAUAAGCUCAGGAAGUUAUCCUCGGUCAAUGCUAUCGCUUCGGCCAGCAUCGGUAUUGGAUUCGGUGAUGGCGACCUAUUCAACUCCCCCAUGAGGAUCCAUUGGUCAUCAGUCUCUUAG
This is a messenger RNA of Cornus florida, 429 nucleotides long. RefSeq lists its product as uncharacterized. The transcript has a single exon. The coding region runs from base 1 to 429 and encodes 142 amino acids. Lineage: Eukaryota; Viridiplantae; Streptophyta; Magnoliopsida; Cornales; Cornaceae. The record is from RefSeq and is a predicted model, not a curated record.